This is a messenger RNA of Achroia grisella, 701 nucleotides long. RefSeq names its product keratin-associated protein 19-2-like. The transcript is spliced from 4 exons. NCBI's taxonomy places the organism in Eukaryota, Metazoa, Arthropoda, Insecta, Lepidoptera, Pyralidae. The record is from RefSeq and is a predicted model, not a curated record. Bases 46 to 654 code for a protein of 202 amino acids.
UGUGAAUUGAUACGAUCGCGUUGUGCAUUUUACAAUAGUUUAAAAAUGAAUUUAUUGAAUAUAUUUUUACUGGCGUGCUCAAUGGCCGUGAGUGGCGCCCAGCGGCUGGGUGUCACCAGCGAAGUAGAAGGUCAACGGCGCGGUGGCGGUUAUGGAUUGCUGAGACCCGGGUAUAACUCAGGCUAUCAGCCCGGUUAUGGAGGUUACCAAAGUAACAUUGCAUAUCCGGGUCAAAAUAGUGGUUUUGGAGGUUAUGGCAAUGGUGGUUAUGGCGGCGCAGGUUACGGUGGUAGUUUCGGCAGUUAUGGUGGUAGCGGUUAUAACAACGGCGGUUAUGGUGGUUACCCAUACGGCAACUCUGGUUAUGGUGGCCAGAGUUAUCCAGGACUCGGAGGUGGUUAUCGCCCAAACUACAGACCUGGUUUUGACCGACCUGGUUAUUAUCCGGGUGGCAAUUUCGGAAUUGGCAACAUUGGUGGCAAUACAGGGUAUAACCGCCCCGGAUAUCAAUACAGGCCCGGUUACGACCGGCCGUUCCCGGGUAACUCUGGAAAUUACUUCGGAGGCUACAGUGAUGGGUAUAGCGACUCAUUUAGACGCCUGGGCAGGAAAGCUGCUGAGACGAAAACUGGGGAAACGAAACAAGAGGAAUAAUAUAUAAUAUGUUGAUGAUUUUUUUUUGUUAAAGAUCUGAAUUAGUA